Oncorhynchus gorbuscha (pink salmon) is the source of this 4367-nucleotide messenger RNA. Its product is annotated as DNA (cytosine-5)-methyltransferase 3A-like. Gene Ontology annotation, biological process: negative regulation of DNA-templated transcription. The transcript is spliced from 22 exons. Bases 253 to 2736 code for a protein of 827 amino acids. The record is from RefSeq and is a predicted model, not a curated record. Gene Ontology annotation, molecular function: methyltransferase activity. Lineage: Eukaryota; Metazoa; Chordata; Actinopteri; Salmoniformes; Salmonidae. Gene Ontology annotation, cellular component: cytoplasm; nucleus.
AAGAGAGGGAGGGAGGCAGAGAGAGCGCGAGAGCGAGAGAGAGGAGGCCGGGGAUAAAGCACGGAGAAAGCCUGGAUCGGUUCCGCUGUGCGCGUGCAGAUGUGUAGCGUAUACAAGCAACGGCGCGUGAACUUGAGGAGUUUUAUUUGGUUCAAGACAAACCGGACAUCUCCUCCGGAGAGGACUGAAGGGGGACCCACCUGGUUGCUACGGGGACAGUUUUAAUAUUUUAAUCGGUUACCACGCAUCGCCAUGCCGUCGAAUACUACCACACUGCCACCAUCAGUGGACCCCACUACACACAUGAGUGAAGACAGAGCGGUCCAUGUGGGCCCAGAGGAGGGGAGUUUAGCCAGCCCACCCGCACUCUGCAGAGUUGAUAGACCCAACAGACAACACAACCACACUCUUUCUGACUCGUGUGAGAUGGCACCCCCCACACCCCCAGAGGAAGUUGACCCCUCCCCUCGCAGGAAACGUGGCAGGCGGAAAAUGGAGCCUCUGGAGCCGAAGGACCCCAACAUGGAGGGGGAAGGCAGCAGGCUGCGCAGAAGGCCGGUUCCCAGAGAGACCUUUCAGGCUGGAGAUCCUUUUAACAUCAGCAGGAGACAGAGAGACAAGUGGAUCAACCGCUGGAGUAGAGAGGCUGAGAUGCGGGCCCACCAAGAGGAUGUGAUGAGCGUGAUGGAGAACCUAUCAGAGCCAGAGUUUCAGAAGGAGGAGGAGCCAGCAGCCAGUUUAGCCACUCCCACACCCCAGCAACACACUGACCCCGCCUCUCCCACCAUCGCCAUGACGCCAGAGCCUGUUGCCAGGGGCCACCGGGCCACACCCAGAGAUUCAGAGUACAAGGAUGGUAGAGGGUUUGGUUUGGGCUGUCUGGUGUUCGGGAAGCUGCGUGGGUUCUCCUGGUGGCCUGGGCGCAUCGUCUCCUGGGUGAUGAGUGGGAGGAGCCGUGCAGCAGAGGGAACACGCUGGGUCAUGUGGUUCGGAGACGGGAAGUUCUCUGUGGUGUGUGUAGAGAAGUUGAUGCCGCUGAGCUCCUUCUCCUCAGCCUUCCACCAGCCCACCUACAACAAACAGCCCAUGUACAGGAGGGCCAUAUAUGAGGCACUACAGGUGGCGAGCAAGCGUGCCGGCAGGCCUCUCCCCUCUUGUGAUGGUGGUGAUGAUGCAGAGGGUGGGGGGGCGGAGCUACAGAAGCAGAACAGGAAGUUGAUAGAAUGGGCCAUGACAGGCUUCCUGCCCAGCGGACCUCCGAGUCUGGACCCCCCUGAUGAGGAGAGACACCCAUAUAAGGACGUGUAUCCUGAGAUGUGGGUGGAGCCAGAGGAAGCUUACACCCCGCCCCCUCCGACCAAGAGGCCCCGCAAGAACGUUGCUGAGAAACCCAAGAUCAGAGAAGUCAUCGAUGAGGGGACUAGAGAGAGACUCAUCCAAGAGAUCAGACAGAAGACCAGGAACAUGGAAGAUAUCUGUAUCUCCUGUGGAAGCCUCAACGUCUCUCUGGAACACCCUCUCUUCAUCGGAGCCAUGUGUCAGAGCUGCAAGAACUGUUUCUUGGAGUGUGCGUACCAAUACGAUGAUGAUGGAUACCAGUCGUACUGCACUAUCUGCUGUGGAGGACGGGAGGUCUUGAUGUGUGGAAACAACAACUGCUGCAGGUGUUUCUGUGUGGAGUGUGUGGAUCUUUUGGUGGGUUUGGGUUCGGCGUCAGCUGCGAUCAGAGAGGACCCCUGGAACUGCUACAUGUGUGAAACACACAACACACACGGGUUACUACGACGACGCGACGACUGGCCGUCACGACUACAGGUGUUCUUCGCUAACAACCAUGAACAGGAAUUUGAGGCAGCCAGGUUGUACCCUCCUGUAGCAGCUGAGAGGAGACAGCCAAUCAGAGUCCUCUCUCUGUUCGACGGUAUCGCCACAGGUCUGUUGGUGCUCAGGGACCUAGGUAUUCAGGUGGACAGGUACGUGGCUUCAGAGGUGUGUGAGGAUUCUAUCACCGUGGGGAUCGUACGUCACCACGGUUCCAUCAUGUAUGUUGGAGACGUACGCAACGUCACGCGCAAACACAUCCAGGACUGGGGUCCGUUUGACCUGGUGAUUGGAGGAAGUCCCUGUAAUGAUCUGUCCAUCGUCAACCCCGCCAGGAAAGGACUCUUCGAGGGUACUGGACGGCUGUUCUUUGAGUUUUACCGGCUGCUCCACGAGGCCCGUCCCAAACCAGACGACCACCGACCAUUCUUCUGGCUCUUUGAGAAUGUUGUUGCCAUGGGGAUCAGCGACAAGAGAGACAUCUCACGAUUCCUUGAGUGUAACCCAGUGAUGAUCGAUGCCAAAGAAGUGUCUGCUGCUCACCGCGCCAGAUACUUUUGGGGAAACCUGCCGGGCAUGGGGCGUCCUCUCACAGCCAUGGUGAAUGAUAGAUUGGAACUACAAGACUGUCUGGAGCACGGACGCACAGCCAAGUUUGGGAAGGUGCGUACAAUAACAACGCGUUCUAACUCAGUGAAGCAGGGGAAGGAUCAACACUUCCCUGUUUACAUGGACAACAAGGAGGACAUACUCUGGUGUACUGAGAUGGAGAGGGUUUUUGGGUUCCCGGUCCACUACACAGAUGUGUCCAACAUGAGUCGUCUCUCCAGACAGCGUCUGUUGGGGCGGUCCUGGAGCGUUCCAGUCAUACGACACCUCUUCGCCCCACUCAAAGAGUACUUCGCCUGCAACUAAUACACACACACACACACACACACACACACACACACACACACACACACACACACACACACACACACACACACACACACACACACACACACACACACACACACACACACACACACACACACACACACGCACACACACGCACACCUCAACUGAAAGAGUUCUCAGCCUGGAGCCCAGCCCAUGACCCACAGGCCGAUGCCCAACCAGAAAGCUUCCAGCCCCGCCCCGGUGUUAACCAAUCACAAGCCAGGAUACGCCCCAACCCUGGUGCUACCCAAUCACAAACUAAACCUGUUAUCCAGCCACAAAACAAUACUCCGACAACAUGGACUGUCUCUCUUCCAGUCUCUCUGUCACUCACACCUCAGAUUCCAUGGUGCUAGUUGACAAAGGUGCUUCAACACUCAGUGGUGCUUAAUCUCCUCUACAUCUCCCUCCUGUUAAUCAAAUCUAUGGUGCUACACACACACACACAUACACAGGUCACUACCAGGUCUUUGUUCAGUAGUUUCAUUAGUUUGCAGUGUUUCUUUCUCUUCAGGUAGCAGCUUGUUUUCUACUGUCUCUAAGUGCAGCGUAGCAGAGGGGUUAGAGGUCAGGGGUUAGAGGUCAGUGUUCUACAGUUAAGCGUUGUGGAGGUAGUUCAGCAUGACGAUUAACUUGCCUGAGACCUGAGGACUCAGGUUAGCGCCCAGAGAGAGCCUAUUCUUUAGUUCAGUGGGCUAACAUGGUCUCGUGGCGCACAGACAAUCCAGGUUUACCCAGCAGUCAGUCACACUAGUGGGUUACACAGUUUGCUGCACACACACACGCGCACGCACGCACACACACACACACACACACACACACACACACACACACACACACACACACACACACACACACACACACACACACACACACACACACACACACACACACACACACACACACACACACACACACACACACACACACACACACACACACACACACACACACACACACACACACACACACACACACACAAACACACACAUACACACAAACACAGUUGUGAUGAGCUGUUUCCAACCCUGUGCUCCGUCAUGCGCAAACACAGCUGUCUCCCAUGGUGCAGUGGGGCGUUAUGUCAUAAGGUGCUUGCUUACGGUAACAUGGUUACUAUGGGUUACCAUCAAUUACUAUCUGUCAGUAUAGUGAGUGGUCUGUUGUACUGUAGGGGGAGGGGCUUGGGGGCAGGGGGUGGGAUGUUUAUUUGUUGUUUGAUGUGAUUUACUGGUGGUUAUUUGAAUGACAGGUGAUAAGUCAACGAGGGUAUCACCCGUUGGGAGUUUUAACAGGGUGGAGUCCAAGCAGGCUGUCACACACAGACAUGCACGCUCCUCUCACGGGUGUAAUGAAAUGUGUUUUGAAGAGGAAGGUCCGGUGAUGUUUCAAAAGGUGCUAAAAUAAAAUAAAAAUAGAAUAUAUCAGAUCUAUAGUUAGAAUAAGGUUGUCUUUCCAAUGGCUGUAUUUAGUUGUGGUAGAGAGUCAAAGGCAAUAUUAUGUACUCUUGUAUCUUGUAUGCAGAAUAACUAAAGCAGAAUAACUAAAGGCAUUUUAACUUUGUACUUGAACCUGUAAUGAAUAAAGGAUUCAUGUUUUAGCCUAGA